AUGAAAUUUGGGCGCAAUUUGACCCAAUUCACUGUUCCUGAAUGGAGCGCCUCUUACAUCAAGUACAAAGCAUUGAAGAAGCUCAUCAAGUCAGCGACCGAGCAGGUUAAGGCGGGACAAGAGGCGGAUUUGGCUGGUUUCUUCUACAAUCUCGAUCGAAAUGUUGAGGAUGUCGAUUACUUCUACAACAAGAAGUAUGCCGACUAUGCGCGCCGACUGAAAUUGUUGGAGGAUCGAUAUGGCUAUUCCAUGGAGGGUGUUCAUCCUUUGGAGCCGGAGGACCGACAUGAUCUCCGCGAAGCCCUACUAGACCUGCGCUACCACCUUCGCCGCUUACAAUGGUAUGGGGAAGUCAAUCGUCGUGGAUUCGUGAAGAUUACCAAGAAGUUGGACAAGAAGCUCGGCGCUCAGGCUCAGAAGAGCUACCUAGAGACGAAGGUUGAUCCGGCUCCGUUCGCUUCUAAUGCGCGGGCCAUCAAGUCCCAGGAACGCAUCAAUGCCUGGAUGGCUGUGAUUACGGAUCAGUCUAAGGCGGAGGAGAAGCUGGCGGAUGAUGCUAGCUCGACCCACUCUGGUCUUUCACUGAAACGGGGUGCUGCGAGACCUUUCCUCAAUCUUCCUCGUAGUGUUUUGACAGAUGUGGAUGAUGCCUUGAGAAAGGAUGAUGUCCAUGUUUUGUUGGAAUUGCUUGAGGUUCUGAAAAAUGCCUCCGAUGAGGCGGGCGAGGGUAUCUUCCCCAGGGUGUUGAAAACCCUUAUCCAGCGCGCUAUUUUGCAUCGUUCGCGUUCUUGCUUGACAGAGCUUAUUAAACGUGUCGAUACCCUUGAAGAAGACGAUGAUAUCAAUCGGCGUAACUGCCUUCAUCGUCUGGUUAUUUCUAUUGGACGUGAACUGCCAACUACUGAUUCCGAAGCAGCUGCGUCAAUGGUGCUGGACUUUCCCUUGGAAACUUCUCGCUUUAUUACACCGGCUGCACCUCCGACUCUGCAGCCCCCGCGCUCGGUGGUGAAGGAGGAGCACAUGCCUCAGCAGCUUGGUCGUGAAGAUCCAACUGUAGUGGUUCUGCAGCACUUGCUUGAUGAGCUUCGCCCGAAUCAACGGGAGGCUUUGAUGGCCAAGGAUCUCUCCGGUCGCACUCCAUUGCAUUAUGCGGCUCAGUAUGGCUUCAAGGUUGUCUGCGAAGUGAUUAUUGAGCAUCUCAAAGCCUGGGAAAUGUUCGAUAUGAGCGAGGGAAUUGACGGCACACUGUGGCAAGACAAUGAUGGCUGGGCUCCUUUGCAUCUCAGUGUGGUCGGUGGUCAUCCAAAGACUACACGGUGCCUUUUAGAAUCCGAAAGUGACCAAGAUCCUUCCACCGAAAAGGAAAAUCAGAUCCGCAGGCAAAUUCACAAAUCCAGCGCCGUUCUGGCUCUGGCAACCAAGGCUAAUUUCGUGGAUAUUGUCCACCUUCUGGUCGACGCUGGUGUUGACAUCAAUUACCAAGAUGAGCAGGGUGAAACUGCCUUGCACGUUGCAGCUCGAUUUGGACAUGAUGAGUGUGCUCAGAUUCUUCUUGACGGUACCGGUUAUCAAAAGGCCAACACAGAGCUGGCGGAAAACACCUAUGCCUGGACCCCGCUCUUCAUCGCAUGUGUGGAUGGUAACUUGAACGUGGCCAAGCUAUUGGUUGAUGCUGGUGCUGAUUUGGAACGAUUCGAUUCGUCUGGUUGGACCGCUAAGGAGCACGCCGCGUUGCGUGGCCAUCUUGAUAUCGCACGGUGUCUGGCCGAGGUAAACCCUGGUCCUCCUGCGGUUGAGCCUUCACUGUCAGUUUCAUCCCAUAGCCCUCCUCCGUCUUCGUCGCCACCUGCCCAGUCCUCCAUGGCCGACCGGCGAUCAAAUGUCUCUGGACCUACCUCGGGAGGCAACGGAAUGCGGAAUACUACUGAACCUAUCAAGACCUUUGGACACCGAUAUCUCACCGACGAGUCCAUGAUCCUGGUUAGUCUUGGAACCAUGGAUAUGCGCAGGCCCCUGGAGACCGUCAACCUGGACCGCAUUCCCAUGGAGGACGCCCAUGCCACUCAACUGGACACUGCCUUGUCUUUGGUCGUUACUGCCAGCAGCGCCCAUGGAGAGCCGGAGGUGAUCGAUUUGCCGGUCCAGGAUAACAUUUCAACCGAGCCAAUCGUUUUUCACUCUAGUGAUCCCAGCAAGGUCCGUUUGCUUUUCGACCUUGUGCCUACCUAUGCGGGCUCAAAGGAUCAAAUUGUUGGUCGCGGUGUUGCACUUCUUUCUAGCAUCAAGCAGACCGUUGGUUCGCAGCGAAUCAACCUGAAGGGAGACUCCACCGUUCCUAUCGUUGCCGCUAACACUCUAGAUGUUAUUGGAUCCGUCACCUUUAACUUCCUGGUGAUCACUCCUUUCAAACACCCCAACAUGUCCAUUACCGGCAAUCAGACUUACUGGCGCUCCAUGAGCUCUACCAUGGUCAUUGGCCACCGUGGCCUAGGAAAGAACAUGGCUAGCCGAAACUCCCUUCAACUGGGUGAGAACACCAUUCAAUCAUUCAUUGCUGCGGCCAAUCUGGGCGCCUCCUACGUCGAAUUCGACGUGCAGCUUACAAAGGACCACGUACCUGUCAUUUACCACGAUUUCCUCGUCAGCGAGACGGGCAUCGAUGCCCCUGUACACACCCUCACACUCGACCAGUUCCUAGAACUCGGCAAAGGUCGACACCGCAGUGUCUUGCCAUAUGCCGUCGACUUCCAGGGCGACGCAGGACUCCCACCCCGUCAGCGCUCAAUGUCCGUCGGCGGCUCCGAGUACGAUCCAGCCGAGUUAACCGAGAAGAUCAAACACACGCGUGAUUUCAAGAAGAAGGGAUUCAAGGGUAACACCCGCGGCGAACAUAUCCAAGCUCCCUUCGCCACAUUGGAGGAACUGUUUAAGAAAAUCCCCACACCUGUCGGGUUCAAUAUCGAACUGAAAUAUCCCAUGCUCCACGAGAGCGAGGAGGAAGAAAUGGAUACAUACGCCGUUGAACUGAACUCCUUCGUCGACACCAUCCUGACAAAGGUCUAUGACUUGGGCGAUGGUCGUGAUAUGUUGUUCUCCAGCUUCAACCCCGAUAUCUGUCUCCUUCUAUCCUUCAAGCAACCCUCUAUCCCCGUGCUCUUCCUUACUGAUGCCGGUGCUUCACCUGUCGGUGACAUCAGAGCAAGCAGUCUCCAGGAGGCUGUUCGUUUCGCUUCCCGCUGGAACCUCCUCGGUAUCGUCAGCCAGGCUGAACCUCUUGUUCUAUGCCCUCGCCUUGUUCGCAUUGUCAAGGAAUCAGGCCUCGUCUGCGUCUCUUACGGUGCACUGAACAACGAUGGUGUCAGCGUCGACUACCAAGUUGCCGAAGGCAUUGACGCAGUUAUCGUCGACUCCGUCCUCGGAAUCACCAACGGGCUCAUCCAGCGCCAGAACAAGGGUGAGCAGACACCGGGUUCUUCACCAAACCCCGCUCCUGUCGGCGAUCAAAGUGCCAUCCGAGUUCCUAUCCUGGAGAGUAAGCGUGGAAACUCUGGUUUGAAUGGUCAUCCUGCUACUAUUAUUGAAUAG
Messenger RNA from Penicillium angulare, 3585 nucleotides. RefSeq names its product glycerophosphocholine phosphodiesterase. The coding region runs from base 1 to 3585 and encodes 1194 amino acids. The transcript is spliced from 4 exons. The record is from RefSeq and is a predicted model, not a curated record. Lineage: Eukaryota; Fungi; Ascomycota; Eurotiomycetes; Eurotiales; Aspergillaceae. Gene Ontology annotation, biological process: glycerophospholipid catabolic process. Gene Ontology annotation, molecular function: glycerophosphocholine phosphodiesterase activity; protein binding.